Conger conger (European conger) is the source of this 2341-nucleotide messenger RNA. It is a transcript of the gene aldh1a2, whose product is annotated as aldehyde dehydrogenase 1 family, member A2. The coding region runs from base 39 to 1598 and encodes 519 amino acids. The record is from RefSeq and is a predicted model, not a curated record. Gene Ontology annotation, molecular function: aldehyde dehydrogenase (NAD+) activity. Lineage: Eukaryota; Metazoa; Chordata; Actinopteri; Anguilliformes; Congridae. The transcript is spliced from 13 exons.
UCAACGGACACAUCUGUAAUAGACGAGACCCAAGCGAAAUGACUUCAAGUGAAAUUGAGCUCCCCGGUGAAGUGAAGACUGACGCCGCGACCGCACUCAUGGCAUCGCUCCAUUUGAUGCCCUCACCGGUCCCCAACCCGGAGAUAAAAUACACCAAGAUCUUCAUUAACAAUGAGUGGCAGAACUCUGUGAGUGGAAAGACCUUCUCAGUUCACAAUCCGUCCACUGGGGAGAAGAUCUGUGAUGUUCAGGAAGCAGAUAAGGCGGAUGUUGACAAGGCCGUGCAGGCGGCCCGGCUGGCCUUCUCGCUGGGCUCAGUGUGGCGGCGGACGGACGCCUCCGAGCGGGGGAGGCUGCUGUUCAAACUGGCCGACCUGGUGGAGCGGGACUGUGCCUACCUCUCAACGUUGGAAUGCCUGGACAGUGGGAAACCUUUCCUUACGACCUUCUACGUGGACCUGCAGGGAACCAUAAAGACGCUUCGAUACUUUGCCGGCUGGGCGGACAAGCUGCACGGAUUAACCAUUCCGAUGGAUGGAGAUUAUUUUACAUUCACCAGGAACGAGCCCAUUGGCGUGUGUGGACAGAUCAUACCGUGGAACUUCCCCCUGCUGAUGACUGCGUGGAAGCUGGCCCCCGCUCUUUGCUGUGGGAACACCGUGGUCCUCAAACCGGCCGAGCAGACCCCCCUCACCUGCCUCUAUAUGGGGGCGCUCAUCCAAGAGGCCGGGUUUCCACCGGGAGUCGUCAAUAUUUUGCCAGGAUUCGGUCCAACCGCAGGAGCGGCCAUAGCCUCGCAUAUGGGCAUAGACAAAGUGGCUUUCACAGGAUCAACUGAGAUCGGGAAGCUGAUCCAAGAAGCAGCUGGCAGAAGUAAUCUAAAGAGGGUGACGCUGGAGCUCGGAGGGAAGAAUCCCAACAUCAUUUUCGCAGACGCAGAUUUGAGUGUGGCGGUGGAGCAGGCGCACCACGGCGUCUUCUUCAACAGCGGCCAGUGCUGCACCUCCGGCUCCCGCAUCUACGUGGAGGAGCCCGUCUACGAGGAGUUUGUGCGGCGGAGCGUGGAGAGGGCCAAGAGGAGGGUCUUAGGGAGCCCCUUCGACCCCACCACCGAGCAGGGCCCGCAGAUCAGUCAGGAGCAGCAGAGCCGUAUUCUGGAGUACAUCCAGAUUGGGAUCAGCGAGGGGGCCAGGCUGGAGUGUGGGGGCAAAGCCCUGGGCCUCAAGGGCUUCUUCAUCGAACCCACCGUCUUCUCCAACGUCAGCGAUGACAUGCGCAUCGCCAAGGAGGAGAUUUUUGGCCCCGUCCAGCAGAUCAUGAAGUUCAAAACCAUAGAGGAAGUGAUUGAAAGGGCCAACAACUCUGACUAUGGGCUGACCGCUGGUGUGUUCACCAAUGACCUCAACACAGCCUUGACCAUGUCAUCUGCCCUGCAGGCUGGCACUGUUUGGAUAAACUGUUUCAACGCACUGAGCUGUCAGUGUCCUUUUGGAGGAUUCAAAAUGUCUGGAAAUGGGCGAGAAUUGGGCGAGUACGGCCUGAGAGAAUACUCUGAGAUGAAGACGGUGACUAUGAAGCUGCAGCAGAAGAACUCUUAAAGAAGCGGACAACCAUAGGGGGUCUCUACCUGCGGAGUACACCACUAACCGUUCGUCUCCACUAACUGUACUAAAGCACUGGGAGAGGUGAUCUACUGACCAGUCCCCCCCUGCAGUGGAAACGCAUGCGUGCGCACACACGUGCACGCACACACACACACACACACACACACACACAUGCACACACACAGACUGCUGUCGUACCUCGCUCUGACCACCACAUCGCCCCCUGCUGUUAACUUAUUGUAAUGCGCAGAGAGGGGGGUGGUGGAGGUUUUUUGUAAGCAAUGCCCAUCAUCUAAAACCCCAAAGUCAUUGCCUUAAUUCAUCCAUCUGCCAAUUAAUUUUUGUUUUAGUUCCCAACUAAAACUACUGAAACUUCUUCUGAACGAAAACAUUAGGAGGAAAUAGAAUUGACUGCUAUGUUUUAAUGUUUGUUUUAAUUUGCUUGUGAUUUUACUUAUUUUUACUACUUAACGCUGUGUAUCACCUUUUUCCAAUGUUUUAAAAAUAGUUUUGACCAAUGUUAAAAUAGAAAGCAAAUGGUUAACCUAAAAAUAUCUUCCUUUACUAUCUGCUGAAAGAGAAGUUGAUCCAUGUCAUGCAUAAAUGAUUCUGUGUUGGUGUUUGUUUGUUAUCAUGUUUAUACAAUUAUGUACUAUGAAAAAAAAUAAGAACUAAGAAAAUAUAAGAAUUACUAUAGAUUUUUUUUUCAUUAAAACCUUUUUUCCAAAAAGAAACAA